Messenger RNA from Magnolia sinica, 1072 nucleotides. RefSeq lists its product as uncharacterized. The record is from RefSeq and is a predicted model, not a curated record. The coding region runs from base 1 to 462 and encodes 153 amino acids. Lineage: Eukaryota; Viridiplantae; Streptophyta; Magnoliopsida; Magnoliales; Magnoliaceae. The transcript has 2 exons. Gene Ontology annotation, biological process: response to auxin.
AUGAAUAUGCGGCCAUUUGUCCCCUUCUAUUCCUCUCUCUCUCUCUCUGAGUCCCCUCUUUACGCCCUAAACCCUUUCUCCCUCCCUCUCUCCCUUUCUCUCAAUCAUCCCAUUUUCGUUGGGGCCAAGCGGCGCCGGUUCGUGAUCCCGUCCGGCUACCUCACGGUUUACGUUGGGGCCAAGCGGCACCGGUUCGUGAUCCCAACCCGGUUCCUCAACCUCCCGAUUUUCGUCUCCGUCCUGAAGAAAGCGGAAGAGGAGUUCGGAUUCCAGAUGUGCGGUGGCCUGGUUUUGCCCUGCGAGGUGGAUUUUUUCAUAGGGGUUUUGAAGAUUCUCGAGAAGGACAAGCAGAGAUUCUGUGGAGUAGAACUGGAAGAGGUUUUUAAGACUUUUUCCGAGGUAAAGAAGGGCCUACAUAAGCCCAUGAGCAGGGGCUGUAAAUAUGGAGGCGGCUGGCUAUGAGGCUGGGGCUGGGCUUGCAGCUGAGCCUGAGGAUGCGGAUGAGGCUGGGACUUGCAGCCUGGCUACACGUGAUUCAGAUAUGCUUGCUUUCCUUUAUAUUAUGAUUUAGAUGUGUAUAGAUAUUUUAUGAGUUUUUGCGAUCCACGCAUUUGAAUCAUCAUAUAUGCUUAUGAUUUUAAUGCACCAAAAACCACCCGUGCAAUCUCAGCCCUGCAAAUGCCUCAGCAUAACAAGCUCAUGGACUUGACAUGGAUAUGUUUGAUGUCGCCUAGGUGUGGAACCAGUUGUACAUUCCAAUGUUACCAAGAUCACCAACCCACCUCAUUCUUUUGACAAAAAAGAAAAUGAAAAAGAAAAAAAGGUGGCACUUCUAGCAGUCAUAGAUAUUAUUGUCCUCAGCCCCUAGAGUCUGCAUUUGGAUAUUCUGAUUUCUUUGUGCAUGCAGUUUUUUUCCAUUGAAUUCAAUAUUAGUGAGUUUCUCAAAUGUAGGAUGUUUUGCUAUCAGUGAUUUCUUUGUUCUGAUUCCUUUUACUUUAUACCAAUGUUUUUAUUCUCAAAGUUUAAUUUAUCUAUUUUAUUAUGGUGUUUUCUCAUAGGAUGCAAGCUCUGG